AUGGACCUCUUUACCGUUAAGCAGCAGUACUACUCUGGAAACUAUAAGCAGGCUCUUCAAGAGAUCGAAAAGGUCGCCUCUUCGGAUCAGGAUGCCGUUGUUUUCUAUAGGGCUAAGAGCUUGAUAGCGCUGGGAGAAUACGAGAAAGAAAGCUCUCAAUCGGGGAUAGCAACCGCCUUCAACACCUACGCUGAUAUAGUUGCAGGCAGUGGAAGCCUGCAAGAUCUAGAGUCGGCCGUCUCGAGCAGCAAAAGCGCAUUUUCUCUAAACCUGUUGGCUUCAGCGCAGGCCAUCCAAGGCCAAAAUGAGGACGCGGUGAAGACAUGCCUAGAGGGACUCGAUAGCAAUGAAACACAAGGCUUAGCCGAGCUAGUACUGCUAGCAGUCCAAAUAGCCGUGUCGGACUCCAGCAAUAGGUCUGAAUCAACCGCUUCCAGCAUCUUGCAGAACUUCCUGGCCGCACAUGAGGAAUACGCAAACGAAGACGAGAUUAUCAUCAAUCUCGCAGAGUCAUGCGUUAACUUUGUUGCGGGGCGUGAGAUCACAGGCUCCAACUUCUACUUCUAUGAGGAGCUCUGCCAGACGCUGCCCAGUUGGAAGUCUCAGCUGGGACUGAUGAGCUUGCACCUACAGCAGUCGCACCUUCCAGAAGCUCAGGCAAUUGUCGACCUCUUGGAAUCGGAGUACUACCAAAACCAACAAGAGUCCGCUAGAUUAUACACACCCCAGCUUCUUGCGAAUAAAAUCACACUCACAGCUAUGCAAGGUGGCCGUGUCGACGAAUUGAGAUCCCAGCUCCUGGAGCUACAGCCUGAACACCCUCUAUGUCAAAACUACAAGAUCAACAACGCCAAAUUCGACGAGGUUGUUGCGAAAUAUGCUUAG
Lachancea thermotolerans CBS 6340 is the source of this 885-nucleotide messenger RNA. RefSeq names its product coatomer subunit epsilon (gene SEC28). The transcript has a single exon. The record is from RefSeq and is a predicted model, not a curated record. NCBI's taxonomy places the organism in Eukaryota, Fungi, Ascomycota, Saccharomycetes, Saccharomycetales, Saccharomycetaceae. The coding region runs from base 1 to 885 and encodes 294 amino acids. Gene Ontology annotation, cellular component: COPI vesicle coat. Gene Ontology annotation, biological process: retrograde vesicle-mediated transport, Golgi to endoplasmic reticulum; endoplasmic reticulum to Golgi vesicle-mediated transport; intra-Golgi vesicle-mediated transport. Gene Ontology annotation, molecular function: structural molecule activity; protein binding.